Molecule: messenger RNA, 524 nt
Organism: Phragmites australis (common reed)
Lineage: Eukaryota; Viridiplantae; Streptophyta; Magnoliopsida; Poales; Poaceae
Product: 3-aminomethylindole N-methyltransferase-like
Exons: 1
Coding region: 32-343 (103 amino acids)
Biological process (GO): methylation
Molecular function (GO): O-methyltransferase activity; S-adenosylmethionine-dependent methyltransferase activity
Source: RefSeq, a predicted model, not a curated record
UAAAAUACAACAUCAAUUAAUUAGCGCAUGUAUGCUUGUGCAGUGGAUCCUCCAUAUGCAAAACGACGACGACUGCAUCAAGAUCCUGAAGAACUGCCACCGAGCUCUCCCGGACAAGGGGAAGGUGAUUGUCGUGCAGAGCAUCCUGCCGGAAACCCCGGAGUCGACACCAGCUGCACGGGAUUCCUUCACCAUGGAUAUAAUCAUGCUUGUCAACUUCAAUGGUGGGAAGGACAGGACGGAGCAGGAGUACGCCAAGCUUGCCAGGGAUGCUGGCUUCGCGGGCGCCUUCCGGUCAACCUAUAUAUUCUGCAACAUUUACGCUCUCGAGUUUACCAAGUAGCUAUACUUGUCAUGAAUAAGAGCUACUAGCUCACCUGCGUACGUAUGAUAUGUUUGUAUUCUCGAAUAAGCCAUAAAUUUGUAUAUGGCAUCUAUCUAUCUAUCUAUCUAUCAAUCUAUCAAUCUAGGACUCAUUGUUUGGUUUCUGCCAGCAAUAGAUAAUGCCUUCCACUUCUUUCCAA